This is a messenger RNA of Chelmon rostratus (copperband butterflyfish), 1639 nucleotides long. RefSeq names its product asparaginase and isoaspartyl peptidase 1 (gene asrgl1). The transcript has 7 exons. Bases 97 to 1029 code for a protein of 310 amino acids. Gene Ontology annotation, molecular function: asparaginase activity. NCBI's taxonomy places the organism in Eukaryota, Metazoa, Chordata, Actinopteri, Chaetodontiformes, Chaetodontidae. The record is from RefSeq and is a predicted model, not a curated record.
GUUGCAGUGCUUUUUCGUAACUUUAAGACUCAGUGCUGUCCAUAACACAGCCAAGAUAAAGCUGACUGCAUAUCGGUUAACCUCAAGGUGAUCGACAUGUUGCCAGUGGUGGUGGUCCAUGGAGGGGCAGGUCACAUCCCAAAGGAGCGGUCAGAAAGGUCCAUUUCAGGGGUGUGCUCAGCAGCCCAAGCAGGGUAUGUUGUCCUCCAGGGAGGGGGCAGCAGCAUGGACGCUGUAGUAAAGGCUGUGACCCAUCUGGAAAAUGACCCCUCCUUCAAUGCCGGGUGUGGUUCAGUGCUGAACCAGAAAGGAGAGGUGGAGAUGGAUGCCCUUGUGAUGGAUGGGAAAACACUGGGCAGUGGUGCCGUGUCUGCUGUACACAACAUUGCCAACCCUAUCCAGCUAGCAAGACUGGUUAUGGACAAGACGAAUCAUCUGUGCCUGACAGCAGAGGGGGCCAGUCAGUUCGCCCGGUCCAUGGGUGUUCCUGAGGUGCCCCAAGAGUCCCUCAUCACUGAGUACUCCCGCAUGCGCUGGAAAAAGAACCUGGCACCUGAUGCCAACCCUGUGGAGUGCCAAAUGGGGAAGAUGGGCACGGUCGGAGCGGUGGCAGUCGAUAGCGAGGGCAACGUAGCCUGUGCGACGUCCACUGGAGGGAUCCUGAACAAGAUGGAGGGACGAGUGGGUGACACACCUUGCAUAGGGUGUGGAGGUUAUGCUGACAACAAGACAGGAGCAGUGUCAACUACAGGCCACGGAGAAGCCAUCAUGAAGGUUAUUCUAGCCAGACUCAUCCUGUUCCACAUGGAGCAAGGUCAGUCGGCAGAGGCAGCCAGUGAUUUAGCUCUGGCCUACAUGAAGUCCAGAGUGGAUGGGCUGGGUGGGGUGGUGACAGUGGACCCUCAGGGCCACUGGGCCGCUCGCUUCUCCAGCCUGCAGAUGGCCUGGGCUGCGGUCCAGAAAGAUACCCUGCACUAUGGCUUGUACAGCGGGGAACACUUCACCCAGAGCAUCGAUGACCCACGCUGACAGAAAAUACUCAUAUGGGCAAUUUUGCACUACUUUGAAAAAAUACACUGAAGUCAAGAAAAUUAAUACAACUUAAAACAAAUAGAAAUGAUAAUACAGUUUAAGGUGUUCUGCUGGACAACCACUUUAGGAGGAGAGGAGAAUCUUUGUAUCUUAAGAUGAUUUGUAACACGCUGCAAUUUCAAUUCUCCAAUUUUGCACUAACUUCAAAAAAAUGUAAGUGAAUAGAAAUUGACUAUGCAUGAGCUUUUUUUACACAGCAAGUAUUUUUAAAUCAAAUGAAAUAUUUUUCUGAGUGUGAUUUUCUAAUGACCUUUUGACAGAAAUAUGUCUUCUGAGCAGUUCAGGCCACACUGUAGAUGACAAAUCAACAAUCAUCUGAUCAUAUCUCAAUCCCGUGUAAUGUUAGUCGUUAUCUUAUCGAGAAUAUGGAUUUGAAGCUCUGUAUUGUCACAGACAGUCCAUGCGGUUGUGGUCUUGUGAUGUUGGCACGUCUACAGAGAUGGAACCAGAGCCAGUAUUUGUGAAGUGCUGUGGAUCAGAUGAGGAUUGUCAAAGCUGAAGCUCUGUGUUACUUAAACACUGAUUCUUGACAAUAAAUGCCUUUGAU